Molecule: messenger RNA, 435 nt
Organism: Helianthus annuus (common sunflower)
Lineage: Eukaryota; Viridiplantae; Streptophyta; Magnoliopsida; Asterales; Asteraceae
Product: early nodulin-75-like
Exons: 1
Coding region: 1-435 (144 amino acids)
Source: RefSeq, a predicted model, not a curated record
AUGUCUGCAGCGCCUGAUUCGCCGCAGGAUUUUGAGUUCGACGAUGAGUUUGACCCUGAUUUUCCGUACGAUUUCGAUCCAGACCAUGAGGUUGAGUUUAUCCCUGAGGAGCAGCCUGUUGAGGCACCUGUUUUUCCUGAUGGUCAGCACCCUGAUGUACCCACUGAUCAUGAGCUUGCUCCCACCGACCCAGAGCCUGAGUUAGAACCAGAGCCCAUUUUUGCUCACGACCCUUUACCUGUGCACGACCUUAUCCGUGUUGAGGUGCCAGUCGUUGCACCACCCGUUGUUGAUGCUCCAGUCGUUGCACCACCAGUUGUUGAUGUCCCAGUUGUUGCACCACCAGUUGCUGAGGUCCCAGUUGUUGCCCCUCUGCUUGACCCUAUACCUGUGUUUGUUGACCGUGCACCAAAAUUAACUAUAAAAUACUUGUGA